This is a messenger RNA of Rotaria socialis, 792 nucleotides long. Lineage: Eukaryota; Metazoa; Rotifera; Eurotatoria; Philodinida; Philodinidae. The record is from the annotation of a GenBank genome assembly.
AUGCAGCCUAAUAAAAAAUGUCAGAAAAAAACUUCUGAUUCGAUUAACGUUCUUGUCAUCGGUCGAUCCCAAGUGGGCAAAUCUACGUUGAUCCAUGUUCUGGCCAAUCCUCACUAUGAAGGAUCAUUAGCAACAGGAAUGGCAGAAACAAAAGAAUGUUACUCGCACAAAGUACUUUUAACAACAAAUGAAGAUGAAUACACAGUGAACAUUGUGGAUACGCCUGGUCUACAAGAAGUACGACAUGAUACAGAAGAAUCACGAUCGAAUACACAAAUUCAAAAUUUAAUUGCCACUUUUCUUAAACAUAAUAUUCAAACAUUGAAUGCUGUUUGCUUUGUUUCUGUUGCUGGCAAAACCCAUCAAAAUGAUAUGGUCAUAUUUAAUUCGCUUAUAGACUUUCUCGGUCCCACAUAUUCAUCCAUUUCUAUGUUGAUUCUAACCCACUGCGAUGGCUUCCCGAAUAGUCGAUUGGACGAGUUUAAAGAGAAGUUGACCUCGUCUGAGUACGAUGAAUGUAAAAAAGUGAUCAACUACUGCAAGCUAGGUUUAUACUACCAUGGUGCUAUUAAUCGAGAUGAAUUGGAAACGCAUAACGAUGCAAAUAUUCGUGUUAGGAUUUUGAACACAAAAUUAGAACACAUCAAACCGAUGCGUGAAGCCCUAGCUCAAAAACUCAUAGACUGUGCAAAUUGUAGUAAACCAGUUGAUGAUCUACUAACUAACUUAUGUUCAUCGCAUAAUAAUGAUCAUACAAGAAAAAAAUUGACGAGAAAUUGUCAACUUAUCUGA